AUGUUGUUUAUUAAUAGUGAUAAUCGUGUGCAUGGAUUAGGUGCUAAUGCUUAUGGAUCACUGGGUUUGGGACACAACCAGUGGGUGAGUGAACCACAAGAGUUGGUAGAGUUAAGAGACAAACAAAUCACUGAUAUUUUUAACGGCAAAAAGUUUGUAAUUUUUAAAACCAGUGAUAAUUUUCUGUAUAUUUGCGGUGAUAUAAGUAAAAAGUUUUGUACUACUAGUGAUGUAAAUGCUAGAUAUUUACGACCAAUGAUAGUACAGAUUGAUGGCACCGAUGUUUUAGUUGACGAUAUCAGCUGUGGUUCGUAUCAUAUAUUAGUAUUAACCAAUAAACAUGAAGUAUAUGGUUGGGGUAGCAAUAGAUUUGGACAAAUCGGUAGCCGAGACACUAAGUUUGAGGACAUUAAUACACCCAAACUGAUUGACUUUAACGGUAAUUAUUGUAUCAAAAGUGUCCGAUGUUUUGAACAUCAAUCGUUUGCAUUGACCAGCGAUGGACAGGUAUUUAGUUGGGGUUACAAUCAUAACAACCAAUUGGGUUGUACUACUAGUAGUGAAAUUAUAUGUCGACCACAAUUGAUAAACGAUUUGCGGGGCAUAACAUCCGUACAAUCGGGUGCCGGAAAUACAUUUUUUAUUAAUACCGCAACAAAUGAUAUCUAUGUUUGCGGCCAAUAUGUGGAUAAAAAUAGUAAAACAAAUCCAUUGUACGAAAAACUUGUCAAUAAAACUAACCGAAACUUAACGAUUGCAUCAAUAAAUUUGGUAACUGUUUAUAGCUAUUGGUUUUAUAAAAACAAUUUAUACAUUUCAAUGGAGUACUGUUCGCUAAGUUUGAAAAAAGUUAUCCAAUUGAAAGCACCGGUAUUUAGCAGACAACCGGACAGCGAACUGAUGACAUGUAUGGAGUAUUAUUUGUCGUGUGAAAUACUACGGGAACUGUUAGAUUGUGUCCGAUAUCUACAUGAACUGCAGCCACCAGUUUUACACCGGGAUCUCAAACCGGAUAACAUACUGAUUGGACAAAAUAUUAGCGAAAACAAUAGGUUUGUCAAACUAUGCGAUUUUGGUUUGUCAGUCGAUGAAACCGUUUGCGAUACACUAUUGUCCGGUGCCGGGACUCAACUGUAUACGGCACGUGAAGCCUAUGAUGGAUGCUAUACAGCUAAAGGUGAUGUCUAUAGUAUCGGGUUUAUUGUAUGCGAUUUAUUUGACACCGAUAUCAAUAAUCCACGCGAUAGAUAUAGCGAUUAUUAUGAUUGGAGUGAUAAAUAUUGUCGAUUAAUGCAAAUUGUUGGCCAAACAAUGCAAGGUUCCUAUGAUGCUAGACCUACCUGUGCCCAGAUUAUUGAUCAGCAAUCAGAUUGGGCACUAGAUAGUAGAUAUAUUACUGGUCAACUAGAUUUUAAUGAUAUACUCGAACAAUUAAAACAUAGGGAACGGGAUCUCAGAGAGGAUGAGUUGGGAACCGAACCCGAGUUUUGGGAAUUUUUCUAUACGUUUUUAUUAUUGAAAACUAAUUGUUAUAAUUUAAACACGUUUUGA
This is a messenger RNA of Oppia nitens, 1551 nucleotides long. RefSeq lists its product as uncharacterized. Gene Ontology annotation, molecular function: protein kinase activity; ATP binding. The transcript has 3 exons. The record is from RefSeq and is a predicted model, not a curated record. Lineage: Eukaryota; Metazoa; Arthropoda; Arachnida; Sarcoptiformes; Oppiidae. The coding region runs from base 1 to 1551 and encodes 516 amino acids. Gene Ontology annotation, biological process: protein phosphorylation.